Molecule: messenger RNA, 1663 nt
Organism: Glycine soja
Lineage: Eukaryota; Viridiplantae; Streptophyta; Magnoliopsida; Fabales; Fabaceae
Product: rust resistance kinase Lr10-like
Exons: 2
Coding region: 302-1558 (418 amino acids)
Biological process (GO): protein phosphorylation
Molecular function (GO): protein kinase activity; ATP binding
Source: RefSeq, a predicted model, not a curated record
UAUAGGAAAGUGGAAUUAUAAAACGUAGUAUUUGUUUUCAGAGAUUUUGUUUGUAAUGUAAGUUUGUUUCAAUGCCAUUUGUGGUGUCAAAUUAAUUCUUUAGGACCGUGAUGAUGACAUCUAAAUGAUGGAAGGACUACGCGGUAUAAGGCAUUCCUUGGUUUGAAAUUUAGGAUGUUGAUAUGAUUAUUUUAUUGGAUAAAUGCAUGGGAUUUUGCAUAUAAAUUUAUCUACUAUGUCUCUUUCUUUCACACAGUUCCUCACCAUCACUAUAGUAUUUUGAAUUCUCAUCUCUUGUCUAAUGUCAACAAGCACUGACGAUGGUGCUUCAGUUGGGGCUGUAGUUGUCAUCGUUCUGGUGAUUGCAGUGAAGGUUGGAAUUUUGAUUUGUGUGUGCCGAAGAAGAAAUCAGACAGAUAGCAGACCAGUAAUUCCAGGUUCAAAAUUUCUGACACUGGCUAUUGAUAAAUUUCUGAAUGACAUGGAAAGAGAGAAGCCAAUCAGGUUCACUGAUCAACAGCUAAGGAUUGCAACUGAUAACUACUCUAACUUGUUGGGAUCAGGAGGUUUUGGAACAGUUUAUAAAGGAAUUUUUACUAAUGGGACCAUGGUUGCUGUAAAAGUUCUACGUGGAUCUUCAAACAAGAAAAUCGAGGAGCAGUUUAUGGCAGAAGUUGGCACAAUUGGCAGAAUUCAUCAUUUCAAUCUUGUUCGGCUCUACGGAUUUUGCUUUGAGAACAACUUGAUAGCACUGGUUUAUGAGUACAUGGGAAAUGGCUCUCUUGAUAAGUAUUUGUUCCAUGAAAAGAAGACCUUAGGAUAUGAAAAGCUUCAUGAUAUUGCAGUUGGGACAGCCAGAGGCAUUGCUUAUUUGCAUGAAGAGUGCCAACAAAGAAUAAUCCAUUAUGACAUAAAGCCAGGAAAUAUUCUAUUGGACAGGAAUUUCAAUCCUAAAGUUGCUGAUUUCGGUUUAGCCAAGCUUUGCAACAGGGACAAUACUCACAUAACCAUGACUGGAGGUAGGGGAACUCCAGGUUAUGCUGCACCUGAGCUUUGGAUGCCGUUUCCAAUAACUCACAAGUGUGAUGUUUAUAGUUAUGGCAUGCUGUUAUUUGAAAUCAUAGGCAGGAGAAGAAACCUUGAUAUUAAACUCGCUGAAAGCCAAGAGUGGUUUCCAACAUGGGUUUGGAAAAAAAUUGAUACUGGACAACUGGGGGAGUUAAUGAUAGUUUGUGAGAUAGAGGAGAGAAGUAAGGAGAUUGCAGAAAGAAUGAUUAAGAUAGCUUUGUGGUGUGUUCAAUAUAGGCAAGAAUUAAGGCCCAUAAUGAGUGUUGUGGUGAAAAUGCUGGAAGGUUCACUGGAAGUUCCAGAACCUGGGAAUCCAUUUCAGCACUUGAUGGGUGCGGUUACCGUUGCUCAUCCAGUCCAAGAGUCAAAGACGUAUAAUACAACAACCAUUUCAUCUGGGUCUUCUGUUAUAGUAACAGACUCCAGCGUUGUAUGUGCUACUCCUAUUAUGAGGAAGUAUGAGAUUGAAUUGGCCUCUAGUAAUGUAUGAUGGAGAAUAUAUGCUACUUGAUGAAAUACAAGUACGAAGAUAUUUUCCUUUCUAUUAAUUGGAUUCAAAUUUAUCCACUUAAUGUACGUAUCUUUUUUUGGGUCA